Messenger RNA from Onychostoma macrolepis, 7788 nucleotides. It is a transcript of the gene mark4a, whose product is annotated as MAP/microtubule affinity-regulating kinase 4a. Gene Ontology annotation, cellular component: cytoplasm. Gene Ontology annotation, molecular function: ATP binding; tau-protein kinase activity; protein serine/threonine kinase activity. Lineage: Eukaryota; Metazoa; Chordata; Actinopteri; Cypriniformes; Cyprinidae. The transcript has 18 exons. The record is from RefSeq and is a predicted model, not a curated record. Bases 1268 to 3412 code for a protein of 714 amino acids. Gene Ontology annotation, biological process: microtubule cytoskeleton organization; intracellular signal transduction; protein phosphorylation.
ACAUGAUUAAAAAUCUUACCAAUCCCAACUUUUGAAAGCCUAUUCUAGCUUUGAGCAGUUCUUAGGCACUGAAGUCAGAUGUAGCCUAUCAUGUAGUUUGUUUAUAAUCUCGUCCUUUGCCACUGGCCUGUGUAAAUAUCUAUUGUAAAUAUGCGCUCUGUCAUGUAUUUUCAUUAGACAGUUUUACAGUUAAGAAGAUUGGUAUCUUAAAACAACUGCAGUAGGUAGCCUAUUGGUAUUUCCCCUUUAGCCCUUCGAAUAGCCUACUCUUGAAUAAGUAAAAUGGCCAUGAUGAAAAAGCGCAGCGAUUGAGAGUUGAGUUUUGACACGUGCAAGCUGUCUGUCAGUCCGCUUGUGUGGAGCUCUUUAAAUUGUCGGUCAGUGCGCGCGCGUGUGCGCCUGUGUCAGUGCUGAGACGAGCGCUAGAGGAGGCAGCAGUGGCGCAUCUCACAUAUCCGCCGCUGGAAUAUAACGGCUGCUUUAGGAUGUGAACGGGUCUCGGCCUCGUCACCGGCCAAAGCUCCUGUUUUCCCAUGACAAACAGAUGCGAGAAGAGAGCGAGCGCGCGCGAGAGUGAACGGUACAGGGGAGCGGAGAGAUCCUCGGUAUUAUUAUGAGAAAAGAGGACGGGGUUGUCGGAGCCGUAUUUGUUUUGCUCGCGGAGAUGAGGCGGGGGGUAGCGAGUCGCUACAAAAUCGUUGGGCUCCGGCCAAGCAUUGCUCUGUUUUAGCACAUAUAUAUAGCGCAGCGCUUGCGUUUUCAUCGUCAACUGACUCGUUUGAUCGUCACGGUUUGCAUCGCAGAAAAAUAAUGCAGCUGUCUCGAGGACAUCUGUGAGAUUUGCGGACUGCUGUUGCCGCUGCCAUGACAGACGCAGGCUUUACCGAGCAGGCGGUGUGAGAGAAGCACGGCCCCAGCUGCAGCAGCACGGCCGAUGUGGGCUGCGUUUACCGGGGGAGAUUAAAUCUGUAAAUACUGUUCGCGUUAUUCCUCUUUAAUCGUGUGCAUUCUCAGGGAAAAUGUCCUCUCGGUCUGCUUUACCGUCUGCGAACGACCGGAGCACAGAUCAUACACCAUUGUUCUUUAGAACGACUGCCAAAACAAUCACAGGAUUCUGGGAUAUCACAGAAAAGGAUACAUCUAUGCCAUCAAAAACCAACUAGAUGAAGGCAUCUUAGACACAAAUCAUGCGUCUCUGGUGGCGAGUCGUUCAGAGAAAGGGACGAAUGUGUCGAGUCGUUCACUGGGUGCGAGAUGUCGUAACUCCAUGGCCUCUUGCUCAGAUGAGCUGCCACACAUCGGAAACUACCGGCUCCUUAAAACCAUCGGCAAGGGCAACUUUGCUAAAGUCAAACUAGCCCGCCACAUCCUCACAGGCAAAGAGGUUGCAAUAAAGAUUAUCGAUAAGACUCAGUUGAACCCAACCAGCCUACAAAAGCUGUUUAGAGAGGUGCGGAUCAUGAAGACACUCCAUCACCCCAACAUUGUCCAACUCUUUGAGGUUAUAGAAACAGAGAAGACGCUUUAUCUUGUGAUGGAAUAUGCAAGUGGAGGUGAGGUGUUUGAUUACCUGGUGUCUCAUGGGAGAAUGAAAGAAAUAGAGGCUAGAGCCAAAUUCAGACAGAUUGUGUCAGCCGUUCAUUACUGUCAUCAGAAGAAUAUAGUUCACAGAGAUCUAAAGGCAGAGAAUUUGCUAUUGGAUGCAAAUGCUAACAUAAAGAUAGCAGACUUUGGUUUUAGUAACGAAUUUACAUUGGGGAAUAAGUUGGACACCUUCUGCGGUUCCCCACCUUACGCAGCUCCAGAGUUGUUUCAAGGAAAAAAGUAUGACGGGCCAGAGGUGGACAUCUGGAGCCUGGGGGUCAUCCUGUACACACUGGUCAGCGGGUCGCUUCCUUUUGAUGGACAGAACCUCAAGGAGCUGCGUGAGCGAGUGUUGAGGGGGAAGUACCGUGUGCCCUUCUACAUGUCCACAGACUGUGAGGGGAUUCUGCGCAGGUUUCUUGUGCUCAAUCCCAGCAAACGUUGCACUCUAGAGCAAGUGAUGAAGGAUAAGUGGAUGAAUGCAGGGUAUGAGGCCGAUGAGCUAAAGCCGCACAUUGAGCCAACGGAGGACUACAGUGAUGCCAAUCGAAUUGAGAUUAUGGUUGGAAUGGGUUUUACUCCAGAAGAGAUUAAAGACUCUUUACUCAAUCAGAAAUACAAUGAAGUCACGGCUACAUAUCUAUUGUUGGGCCUGAAGACUGAGGAUGGCGCUGAGUCACGAGUUAGUGGCAGUAUGACUUUGCCGCGGGUGCGUCCGAGCCCAAUUACCAACGGAACCAACAAACACUCCUCUUCUUCGUCAUCUUCCUCAUCCUCACACAGCAAGACUCAGCGCAGCGCCUCUACCUACCACCGCCAGCGACGGCACAGUGACUUCUGUGGUCCCAGCAUGCCUGUGAUGCAUCCUAAGCGUAGCCCGACCAGUGGCGGAGACCGUGAGCUGCGUGAGAGCCGCAUGCCGCCAAGGAAGGCCAGCUGUAGCGUUAUGGGCAGUCGGACCCUACCACCAUCUAGUCCAAUGGUCAGCACCGCCAACAAUCCCAAUAAGGCUGAGAUACCUGAUCGACGCAAGGAGAUGACCGCCACCACUAACAAUAUCCCAGGAAGUACCAUGACCCGCAGAAACACGUACGUAUGUACAGAUCGUACCAGCACUGAUCGACACUCGCUGCUGCAGAAUGGCAAAGACAACAGCUCCCUGUCUCACCGCCUUCCUCCCACCUCUCCCUCCACUCUCAGUAUUGUCGGAGCGGGAGCAUCCUCCUCCUCUUCCUCAGGUGAGCGCUGUAGGCUGACACGUGGAUCCACCAUCCGGAGCACCUUCCAUGGGGGUCAGCUCCGUGACCGUGUCCCGCCCACCUAUGGACCUCCGCCCACAUCGCCCACCCUCAGCCAUGAUGCUGGAGCCCUGCCGCCAAAUGUCCGCAGCCGGGCCACUUCUAACCUGUUCAGCAAACUCACCUCCAAACUUACACGCAGGGUCACAAAUGAAUCUGAGGGAGUCAGCAGAUCUUCGGUCACAGGUGGCCAUUUAUCUGGGAAUCAGAAAGCGCCCGAGCCCUGGAGCGGGGGAGGGGGGUGGGAUGUAAGGGGUCAUCUCUCCCGUCCCCCCCGGGCCCCUGCUGAUGUGGUACUGGCCUUGCGUGAGGCGGCGAGGGGAUGCGGCUGCCAGGUCCAGCAUGCUGGCCCGUUUGUGCUGUGCUGCAGUCAUGGGGCGGCAGGGUCAAAAGUCACUUUCCAAGCUGAGGUGUGCCAACUGAGUGUGGGUCCCGCAGAGGCAAACGGAGUACGCUACACGCGCCUGUGGGGGGCCCCCCUCGCCUUCAGGCACAUCGCAUCGCAGAUCUCUAAAGAGGUGGAGCUCUGAGGGGACGGGGCGGAGACUUGACUUGGAGACGUCCCCUCACUAUAUCCAUCAUUAUAGCGAACUGACGUUGACCCACCCAACUAUGUGUUAUAGACUUAAAACAACAUCCGAUCCCUCCUCCAGUCAACACUCAACACAUACCGAAACUAAACACACGUACAAGUAAACAAACACGAUCACCUUAAAAGCACGGGACACUCAACCCUGACAAUAUGGAAACCUAAAGUACAAAAACAAGCACACCCCUUCCAUGCACAGCAUAAACCUGAGCGCUUCUUAACAUGGAUACACACACACACUCUGAAAAGCCUCAUUCACCGGAUCUGGAAUGAAUCCAGUUUAGUAUUUUUAUUCUCAUUCUAGUCAUGAAAUUCUUACUUAAAUAAUUGAUGUCAUUCUUUUUUUUAACCACUUUUGUAUGUUUUCAACAAGUCUUGACAUUUUAAACGGGUCAUCAUUUUUAAGUUUUUGUGAUUUAAUGUGUCUUACAUUUCUUAAUACUGAGUCAUUGACAAUGUAGGACUGUAGCUGCCAAUGAACUAUAUGCACAAAUGUGAAGUUGGCAAACUUAUCCUAACUUCAUCAUAGCUCACGGUGCCCAACCAAAUCUACAUCGCUGGCGACCGCAAAUUUGAUCAGGCUGCAAGCCAACCAUCCACACUUUGUUUUUGAGAUUGUCUAAGCUAAAUUUUGUUCCCUAGAAAAUCUGUUUUUCUGAUGUAUAGUGCCAGUUUACUUCCUACCGAUUUUAAUUUAGAAGAGACAUUUAAAGCCAAAUGACUUUCCCUGACCCUUCGCGAACAGGCUCUGUGAUUGGUUGGUUCUAGAUAUUAAUCCUUUAUUUCAACUCCUAUUCAGUGAUCCUUUGCAAAUAGUCACCUCUCCCUUUACCUGGUCAGAGUGGAGUUGAGGUUACCACAAAAGUGAUUUUACGGAGAGAGACUGUUUUAGUGUUCAGUGUUAUUAAAGACACGUUUCCUGCAUUGUAUAUAUCUGAAUAAUUUGGAAAAAAGACCUAUUGGAUAUAGGAUCAUAUUGGAUAUUAUCUAAUUGUCAAACAAAAAACAAUUUAUGUAUUUAAAAUUGAUUCUAUCCACCUCCAGUAUUAAAAACGAGCAGAUAAGUAAAUAUCACAUACAGAAAUGGUGUUGGCAUUGCAAAGUAUGUUGUGGCCUAGUAAUAUGCCAACAGUAUGCCAUAGAGUCACAUUCAAUAGCACAUGUAUGUUAUUGUUUGUUUACUUAAAAAUCACUAGAUAUCUAAAAUGCAGGAUGUUAUCAUGCAGGAGUGCAGGAAGAAGUUCAGUGCUCUUACUGCUGGAAUACAUUUUAGGGGCAAAUGCACCAACAGGGUUUUGAAAAGAGUUGUUUUUUGAUUCAAAGUCAGUUGCACUUGCAAUCUUGUGAUAAAAUAGCAUUAUGUAUGACUAUAUCCAUUGCAAAUGCUGUGUAACAUAAAUAGAGACGCAGUUUUAGAUUGGACCACAGACAUAGUGUUAUGGACAGGCUAUGUUUUUGCUGUAGCUCAUGAUGGUUUUUUAGCCAUAUGCGAGUUUGUUUCUUUAACAGAUGUGGAAGCAUGUUAUUAUCGAUUUAACAGGGAUUUCAUAUGCUGGUUUGACACCUGAGUAAAAGAAAUACGCUGCUUAAGAUUGUUUUUCAUGAGUAGAAAUAGGUUUGUUGGGAGCUUUUCUGUACUUUUUUCAAAUAAUACUCUUGGCUUGCUUUUUGACCAAACCAGUUCUGGCCAUUUGUUAUAUAACAAAUCCUAACUUUGCAAUAGUUGUCAAUUUGGCAAGCAUAAAAUAAACAGCAAUUCACAAGCGAGUGGAUCAAAAUGUAACUGUGAGUGGUGAUAAUUGUGCAAUAGCAGUAGAUGUUACUGUCAGGUUUAGAAGUUGUUUCUAUCUUAAUGUAAAGCCAUGCUUCGGCCCUGUUGGUGCUGCCAGCUUGUAGACAGUGAGAUACUGAGCAGACACAUGGAUUCGAGUAAUGAUUUUUUUUUUUUCAGUCGGGAAGGUGUAUAGGACACUUCUUGCUUGUUCAGUUUGAAUAAUCAGGUUGGUUUAAUAGGUUUGGUCUGUUAAGUUUUGAUUGGGGAGUCAUUGUGCUAUCGUGUGAAAUAUAUAGUAGAUACUAAAGAAUUAUAUUCCACUUUCUCUAUGUUUGUGAUGGCAUCUCCCUCCGUUUAUGAGAGGGUGUCGGAUUAUCGUACUGAAAAAAAGCUUGGUUCUUGAUUUUGAUUGUCUGCAGCAAGUAGGUCAAAUACUUCAAGAUGCUUGAAAGUUUACUUGUGAUGACUGACUCCACAAGAAUCACUGUGGCACAUCACCUUUGACCUUUAGCCACAUAGUGAGCCCCCAGACCACAAGUCUGCCAUCUCUUUAUCCAUCCACUUUUUUGUUGUCUCGUUCACUUUAUUCUCUGCCUUUGUGCCACACAUUCGCAAAGACACCCAGUUUCUCCUCGUCCGAUUGCUGAAUCACUGGAAAUCCUUGUGUCAUUGUUCUGUCUGCUCUGUGACUGGACUCCUUUUGUGGAGACGCUUCCUGUUUCAAACUGAACAGGGUAAGGACUGGGCGUCCUGGACCAGUCUGAACCGGUCUCCACAUCAGACCGGCCCUAUCUGGUUUGGACUGCUGAGAUCUGUAUCUGUUCGAUGUCCAUUAAGACCUCUGUGCACUCAUGUUGACUUGAAUCAGCUGCAUCCUAUGGCUCUGUGGGUUUGUACCCAUGUUUGGCCACCGGAAGGCGCCAAUGUCUUAAAUGUGAACACUUCAAUUUGUGUAUAUUUGCACAGGUACUUAAUUUAUUUUCUAGAAUAAUUAUCUUGGGAGAAAAAAAAAAAAUCAUGGUUUAUAUCAGUCAGACUCUGGCUGUAUAUAAAGAUUAUGAUACUGAUGAUAAUAUUGUGAGUAUAGUAUAUACAGUAUCUUAGAACUCCAGGUUAAAUCAUAGCUAGAGCAGAGACCCUCUGCUAGCUCUCCAGACGUUUCUAUGUGUGCUGAAGUGAAACACUAACCUGCAAUCCUGCAUGAUUCAGAGCAAGGAUGGAGAAAGAGAGAAGACAAAUGUGAAAUAACAGGACAGGCAAAAGCAAAAGAAUUCAAGGGAGAGAGUGUGUAUGCGUGUGCAUGUAUGUGUGAAUGUGUGCGUCUGUGUACUGCGCUACUCUGUUGCCCUGCCUCCCUCUCUCUGCUGGUAGGAAAUGUUUGUUUGUGUGAAAGGAUUAGGGCAGACUUUAGCUCUGGCAGCCAUACUUGACCUGGAGUGAAAGUGUGUCGUUAUGAAUGAGCUUUUUUAAUGUCCAAGGCAUUAAAAAACAGAGUAUUAGAGAGAAUCGCGAGUCAGGUGCGUCACAUCUGAAUGGUAAAUCCCUCCAGUUCAGUGUUGUGCUGUCUGUGACGUAAAUUAUCUGCUAUGACAUUGGGUUUCUCAUGAUGCAUUUAGCUAAUAUGCAAUAUGACGAGAGAAGUCAGGCGGAAACUAUAUAUAUAUGAGAGUGAGCAAGAGAGAGACAGAGAGAUUCAAACCUUGAUGCUGUUUGCAGAAAGUCAUUUUUUCCCCAGAGGUGUUUGCACCUCUGGCCAAAUAUUAAAAAUGGAAACAAAAGAUAUUGAGAGAAAUAAACUUCACUGAUGUUGGCAUCUUUGCUUGUGUUUGAUUAUUGCAUCAUUUUUAUCCAGAUGUAUGGAAAUGUCGUGGUGUGGGGCAAAAUUCUAUCCCUCUUCUUUUUUAUGGGUACUUUAUUUGUUGCCUGGUAGGAAAAGAUAAAGAACAUCAUUCAUGUUUUUUUUUUUUUUAUCAUAAUAUAUGUUAAAUUAUUCAUUAACUGUUAACUGGCAUCUAAACUUUGAACAAAUUAACUCAUUACAAAAUGAAUAGUUUAUACAUAUACGUAUGUGUAUACACACACAAAUUUAUAAAUAUAUAUAAUACAAAAAAUAGAAGACAUGUUUAUGUUUUAUGGGGUAUUUUUAUUUAAAUACAACUUGAUUGAUUCACUUUUUACAACCAAGACUGAAAUUAAGGUGAAGCCUCGACGACAGGCGCUCACACCUGCGCCGGGAAUCUGAUCCCAAGAUGUUGCCAACUGAACAGAAAAGUGGAAAAAAUUGAUGGCGAAAUGACAUGGAAAAUAAAGAAGAAGGGGAAAAAGGAAAGCAAGACAGAUGCAAAGGCGAGACUGUCUUUUUGAGCAGCAGUUUCCUCUGCAUUGAUGUCAGAUUGCGCGAUGGACUAAAAAAAAAAGACAAGGGGAAAAAAAAGGAAGGGCUCCCGCUUUACUUCUGGGCAGGGAUCAUGCUGUCGAUGGACUCGCCCUUCUCCAGCUUCUUCUCCAUCUCAACCAUCAGCUUAACACCAUCAACCACACAC